AUACCUCGCUUAUUUAACUUUGCAACCCCGUUAAGGAUCUUUCCACGUACAACACCGGGCUUUUCACUAACUCUUAAUAAUUUAGGAGUAGAAGGAAUAAAUGAAAAUGAAACGAAUCAAGAUAAGGAAGAUGGUGGUGAUAAUCGUUCAGCGAAAUUACCAAAACUCAUGUCAUCCGUUGUGAUAGGAAAAGAGCUUGAAGAACUAAUAGUUGCUAUUUUGGAGAGUUUGAAUGUUGAGAAAGG
Funneliformis mosseae is the source of this 245-nucleotide messenger RNA. The record is from the annotation of a GenBank genome assembly. NCBI's taxonomy places the organism in Eukaryota, Fungi, Glomeromycota, Glomeromycetes, Glomerales, Glomeraceae.